AUGGAUGAGUCACAGAAAGUCGGCAUCAGCUUAAUACGGGGUUUCCCUCGCCGUCGAUCGGUGGAGGACCGGCUAUCUUCCCGGCGGAGACGGUCCGUCUUUUCCAGUGGUGUAAACUCUGAAGCCGUGAACGUCGACGACUUCGCCGACGUAUUUGGAGGCCCACCGCGGACCCUGCUGGCGCACAAAUUCUCCAGAUGCGGGUCAUUUUACGAGGAAAUAUUCCGGGCGCCGGAGAUUAGGUGUCCGGCGGCGAAGAGUGGCCGGUGCUUGCCGGUGUUCAGAAUUCCGGCGAAGAAUGAGGGAUUUUACAGUGACAUAUUCGGGUCGGACGAUGAGCGGAAAUCGAGAGAGCGGUCGAGGUCGCUAUCGAAAGAGAAUUCGUCGUCGGCGCUGAGUUCGGAGGAGCUGAGCCCUCGCGGGCCGGCGAAUGGAGAAGACGUGGCACUCUCGGGUUUUGCUUCAAAGCUCAGGCCAAUCAAUGUUCCAUGGAGAUGGAACACGUCCACCGUGAUGCCGGCGGCUGAGGAACACCCAAGUAAACAUGGGGUGCCACUUUUUGCAUGCAAUAGUCAGUUAUUUGAAUUUCAGCAUCAGGAUGAUAAUGAAUUCAAGAAUUUCAGAAGCUCCCCUUUUGGGUCCUCAAGAAGAGUCUCAUCCCCAGAAACCGUCAGUUUUGAUUCCAAUUCAUACCAAAGCAUCAAAGUGUUCACUGAUGACUGGGAGCUCAAUUCCCCGUUUUCUGUUGUCUCUUCUUCGCUUAACCAUGAACCCGAGGCAAAAAUUUUUGUCCAUGAGCACGUUCUUUCAGAACAAAUUAUAGAAGGUGAUGAGGAUGAGGAUGAGGAUGAGGAUGAUGAAGUUAUGAGCUCCUAUGUCAUUGAACUCAACUCCAACCUUACUAGGGAAGAGUGUGGAGCAUCAGCCAUUGAUGAAGCAAUUGCAUGGGCCAAAGAGAAGUUUCAAUCACGAAGUUCUGAUGAAGAAUCAAAUGCGAGAAAUGAUGGCAAUGAGCAAACUGUUGGAAGACAAGGAAGAUCUGAUGCAAGUGAAUACUACCAUGAUGAUGAAAUUGGAGUAGUUCACGCCCAGGAGAAGAAACAGACAGAGACAGACAAGUUGGACAGAGAUAUAAGAUUGUGGUCAUGCGGCAAGCAAACAGAUAUUAGGCUACUACUUUCAACACUAGAUCGUAUUCUAAGCCUUGAGAGUGGUUGGUGUGCUAUUCCUCUUGUGAGUCUAUUAGAAAGCUCACAAGUGAAAAAGGCUUAUCAGAAAGCAAGGUUAUGCCUGCAUCCAGACAAACUGCAGCAAAGAGGUGCAACAUCCCUACAGAAGUAUGUAGCAGAGAAGGCUUUCUCAAUUCUUCAGGAUGCUUGGGCUGCAUUUAUUUCUGAAGAUGUUUCGUUUUAG
Molecule: messenger RNA, 1413 nt
Organism: Sphenostylis stenocarpa
Lineage: Eukaryota; Viridiplantae; Streptophyta; Magnoliopsida; Fabales; Fabaceae
Source: the annotation of a GenBank genome assembly